UUCACUUUCUGAUUACUGGAAGAGCAGUACAGACAGACAGAUCAAGUUAAGAUAAUACGACUUUGAUCUGGUAUUUGACGACGCUCUCAUCCAAACCUGAUGUUUGUGACUACUUUGUUUAUUUUCUGUCUUGGUUGACAUCGUGACAAUAUUGUGCGAGUUGAAGAUGGAGAAGUUCUUUACCAUUCUGACUGGGAAUACACUGGGGUCUCAUGAGGAAAUAAAUCGCCGGCUCACUACAAAAGGUUUAACGAAGGUGACGUCAUCGGCGGAGAGUGAUGUCAUCAUUGCUUUCUGUCCCAUUGUCUCUCGUGCCGGGACUGAUAUUGAAGCAGCACUGCAGCAGAUUCCUGCUGGUAAACCUACCAUUUUGGUAGUGAAGCAUCACACCUUCAACCCAGACUACACGGUACCUGACAGCAGCAGACUAGUGACCAGAGGUGAUGUAAUACUCACAGUGGACUGUCUCUUCCAUGAGAGCCAGGGAAUAUUGGAGUGUCAUCGCAAUGAAGCAGCAUUCAAAAAGAUUGUGGACAUAAUACUGCCAAUGGAUGACUGGGAGAUUAUUGAAGCCAGUGAAGCCGGUGAAGCCAGUGAAGCCCUUGAGCAUAAAAUCUUGGAGCAGGAUUUUCCAAAAGAGUUGAAGAUGGAGAAGUUCUUUACCAUUCUGACUGGGAAUACACUGGGGUCUCAUGAGGAAAUAAAUCGCCGGCUCACUACAAAAGGUUUAACGAAGGUGACGUCAUCGGCGGAGAGUGAUGUCAUCAUUGCUUUCUGUCCCAUUGUCUCUCGUGCCGGGACUGAUAUUGAAGCAGCACUGCAGCAGAUUCCUGCUGGUAAACCUACCAUUUUGGUAGUGAAGCAUCACACCUUCAACCCAGACUACACGGUACCUGACAGCAGCAGACUAGUGACCAGAGGUGAUGUAAUACUCACAGUGGACUGUCUCUUCCAUGAGAGCCAGGGACUAUUGGAGUGUCAUCGCAAUGAAGCAGCAUUCAAAAAGAUUGUGGACAUAAUACUGCCAAUGGAUGACUGGGAGAUUAUUGAAGCCAGUGAAGCCGGUGAAGCCAGUGAAGCCCUUGAGCAUAAAAUCUUGGAGCAGGAUUUUCCAAAAGAGUUGAAGAUGGAGAAAUUCUUUACCAUUCUGACUGGGAAUACACUGGGGUCUCAUGAGGAAAUAAAUCGCCGGCUCACUACAAAAGGUUUAACGAAGGUGACGUCAUCGGCGGAGAGUGAUGUCAUCAUUGCUUUCUGUCCCAUUGUCUCUCGUGCCGGGACUGAUAUUGAAGCAGCACUGCAGCAGAUUCCUGCUGGUAAACCUACCAUUUUGGUAGUGAAGCAUCACACCUUCAACCCAGACUACACUGUACCUGACAGCAGCAGACUAGUGACCAGAGGUGAUGUAAUACUCACAGUGGACUGUCUCUUCCAUGAGAGCCAGGGACUAUUGGAGUGUCAUCGCAAUGAAGCAGCAGUCAAAGAGAUUCUGAAGAAGCUUAAUAUACAUCCUGAGAUUGCAGUUUCUUCCUUUUACCCUCGUAUCAUCUGGUUGGCAAAAGAUUGGUUGGCCAGAGUGACUGAGGCUUACACUGCAACAGUUGAAGUGCCUGUUUGCAAUCAUGAAGUGCAACAUUAAGAUGAAGCACAUUGCUCCCCAGCCUUUAAGAUAUAAUAAUGAGCGAAUAAGUGGAUUGAAGUCUGAUUUUGAAAAAUGUCUAUUCAUAGUCAAAACAUUUGACAAUUUAACCCUAGAAAUAUAACUAACUAUAAGCGUUAGAAUAUGCACUUAUAGCCUAAGUGAGUCUAGAACAGCUAAAGUGUGUUUUGUCAAAAUUGCUUAAUAAUUAACUCCAUUAAUGUGGAUAAGUAUAAAGAUAAUGUAAUAUAAUGCUUGAGACAACUUUUGAUGGGAGUAUAAAUAAAUAUAUACUACCUGCCAACAGUUUUAGAACACCUACAUUCAAGGGUUUUUCAAUAUUUUUACUAUUCGUUUACUAUUUAUAAUAGUGAAGACAUCAAAACUAUGAAAUAACACAUAUGGAAUCAUGUAGUAACCAAAA
Oncorhynchus gorbuscha (pink salmon) is the source of this 2063-nucleotide messenger RNA. RefSeq lists its product as uncharacterized. The record is from RefSeq and is a predicted model, not a curated record. The coding region runs from base 167 to 1639 and encodes 490 amino acids. Lineage: Eukaryota; Metazoa; Chordata; Actinopteri; Salmoniformes; Salmonidae. The transcript has 13 exons.